CCAGCAAUAAGUCGUUGUUACUCUCUCUCUAUAUUUAUAUACAGAGAUAAACAUGCAGUUUCAUAAACAUUCAUGGGCUGUGCCACUGAUGUCCUUACCUCCACGCAGUUCCUCCAAAUCUGGCGCGUGCAGCUGAACCUUUUCAGUUUUGCUGAUUUGUGCCAUAACUGUUGUUGAAGUUAAAAGUACCAGCAGGCUGUCUGCGGUGCAGGAAAAGCGGACUGCUAAAGCGAGCACAUCCCGAGUGGUUGAAGACCAACCAAAGAGUAAAUACUAGCAAGAUGGUUCCUACCCCACACGGUUUGUUUCCUCGUCUAUGCAGCACGUUUAGUAGCAUAACUGCCUCAGUUUUGGAAAAAUAUAUUUUUAUUUCACGGGUACUAUUGUAAGAAUAGAAUAGAAUAGAGUUUUUUGUCAGGAUCACUUAUGAAUGUUAAACAAACGGGGGAUUAAGAGCGGCUCGUAUUUACUGAGGGAAGCUCGGACAAAGAGACAAAACGGAAGUAGAAAGAGUGAAACCUCUUGCUCAUUUGUCCAUUACCGCCUGCUCGUUGGUCAUUGGUCACGUGACUAUUCGUCAAGUAGGAGACGUUUAGAAACUUCCGGAUUGGUUCACACAGACACGUGUGGUGGCUACUCGCUUUUACUUUGUUUUGUUUUUUGGUGCAGGUUGUUGCUAUACGACAUUAGCGAGAUGUUUAGGUAAUACUCAUCCGUGUCCACCCAAAGCGGACAUAUAAUUGGAGACAACUAACAUAUUUAGAGCGUAUUUUUGUUCGAGGCAGGCUACAAGCGGAUCUUUUUUUUUUUUUACUAUUUCUUGCCAAUGAAGACCUCCUCUAGUUUGAUCUCUGCCCUUUGCUAAUCUGCACAAUGACUGGAGUGCAUCAUUCUCUAAAUGGGAAUCAAUCCGAAGUUGGAUUGAUUCUUGAGUCUUCUGUGGGACAGGGCAGACGGGAUAAAGUGUCUAAUGGUCCUGCUGAAGCAGAGGGGGACUCAGGAGACAGCCUGUUCAUAACCCAAAAGACAUUAAAGUUACCUGAGGCUAGGAGGUUAGGAAGACGACCUCACUACAGCAGGAGGUCAAAGCCCGUAUCUCCCAGAGAACUAGAGGGAAGUGCAGACAGUUCAUCCUCCGCUUCCUGCGAUGAAGAACUGGAAACUCACGAGUGGAGGAGAAGAAAGAAAUACUCCCUGCCGAACUACAGUUUCCCUUUCCUUCAAGAGCGGAAGCGCCAAAGCGGUCCGUUACCCGACCAGAACAAAAGCCUUCAUAAUUACACGAUUGGCGGCUUCUUUAAAUGUCUCGGAGAGCUGAGGCAGAGCUAUCGAAGAGGACAGAAUCUGGAGUCAUCUUUACCAACAGUAGACAUGGAUGGGGAGAACAUAUCUCCAUUGUCAGAAGAAGAUGGAGAGAGGUCAGAAGACGAAGACAUCAAAGUGGUGGAGAGGAAACACUUCAUGGCAUCAUCCAGAACAAAGAGCCAACAGACCUGGUGCAACCAGUUAAAAAAACAACGGAGGAGGAAAAAUGUCACACAAAAGGGCAGAGAAGCACCCGAGCCUGUAACGGAACAGGCAGGUCCAAGACGAAGAAGCCAACGUCUCCUCCACAGACCCCCAGAGCAUACAGCUGUCACUAAGGUAAAGAAGAAGAAGAGGAGGAAAGAAGAGCCAGAGGGUCUGCGCGCUGCAGCAUCUGUGAACAUGCAGGCAAAAGAGACUUCCAGCCUGUCUGAGGGUUGUAGGGCAGCGCAGACCAGCAAUGUGCUGGAAGUGAAUGUAAAACAUGGGAUGAAGGACUCGUCAGGUAAUGGUAACACACUGAGGCAGGAGGAGGGAGGUAUUCCCGAUUCAACACAAAAGAAAAAGAGAAAAAAGAAUAAGCCCCGAGCAGAAAGUGUUGGACAGGAAGCGGACGUGAGAGUGGAGGAUUGUGUGGUUUCAGUGAGCUGUAACGUGGAGGAUGGUGGAAAGAAGAAGAAGAAGAAGAACAGGAAGAGAAGUGGCGAGGAUGUCGAGCAGUUACAGUUGGGCGCAGUUGCCGAACCUCUAAUUGAUGAUGCUGACAUACAGAAGAAGAAAAAAGGGAAAAAAGAACUGGGAAUUGUGAUACCGGACGAACAUGAAGAAGAGGAGGCCUCGAAUAGGACUUUGGAUUUGCCGCCGGUGUCGACAGAGCAGGUCGAGGCGUCGGGAAAUUGUUCCGAAAAUGCUGCGGCUUCUUACGAAACUUUAGGAUCCAGUUUUGUCAAAAGGAAAAAGCACAAAAAGAAGCAACAGUCAUUGAAUAACGAGGCCCCUCAGGACAGAGGAGAGGGUGCAGAUGUGAGCUUUGGUCUGGAUGAUACUGUAACCUUGGCUAAAGGUUCAGAGACGUCACUGAAGAAGAAGAGGAAAAGUCUCUUUGAGGGAAUGAAUUUCUCUUCUUACACUCCUGAAGAAGAGGGAAACCAGAAAACAAAUGAGGGCCUUGAAGAGCAAAAUGCUGAACCUGUGAUGAAGAAAAAGAAGAAGAAAAAGAGUGGAAUAUUUAGCAGGGGUGUAUCUGAAGACAAAGUGGCGCAAAGCGAUGAUUCAGCAUCUGUGCGGGAAAAAGAAAAGAAGACAAAGUCAUCCUUCCUCGUCGCUGAUGCAGAGGAAAACAAUGUGGAGGAACUCAACGACGGGGUCACGAAACGGAAAAGGAAGAGGAAGACGUCUGCAGAGCAGGAGAGCGUGGAAGAAGGUCACGAGCGGGAUUGUGAGGAACCGGACAAAACACGUCGGGGUGCUUUGCCUCAAUCUGCUGACACGGGGAGGAAAAGGAAAAAGAAACGUACAGGAAGUGAGAGUGAAGGAUUGGAUGGUGCAGCCGACGCAGCGUUUUCUCCACAUGAUGAGGCUGCGGUGUUGAAAAAGAAGAAGAAAAAGUGCAACGAUGUGAUGAAAGAGGGUCCACCAACCGCCACGACCUGUAGCUCAUUUUCACGCAAGGAUAAGGGCAAACGCUGUGACAGUACGAACGUGUCUCAGGAUGGCAGUACUCAUGACCAACCGAGCACGGGAACGCUGACCUCAGUCGAAUGUGAUUUAGCGACGUCAAAUGACGAGGGAGACAAGAAGAAGAAGAAGAAGAAGAAAUUAAAAAACGAGGGAAAGUCGUCAACAGAGUCUGCUGAGUUAGAGCCCAUACAAAAUCAAAAAGAGAGGAACGAGCAAUCAACCACACCAGAGACUUCAGACAUUGUGAAAAACAAGCUUGGAAAGCGCAAGCGGAAACUUCAUAAUCCAAACGAGGACUUCUUUACUGAGUGUUAG
Molecule: messenger RNA, 3300 nt
Organism: Anarrhichthys ocellatus (wolf-eel)
Lineage: Eukaryota; Metazoa; Chordata; Actinopteri; Perciformes; Anarhichadidae
Product: eukaryotic translation initiation factor 5B-like
Exons: 5
Coding region: 874-3300 (808 amino acids)
Source: RefSeq, a predicted model, not a curated record